UGUUUUUAUCAUCAUACACAUAUGGAUAAAAUUAGUCAAACAAAACUUCUAACAUAAAUGUGAAAGAUAAUAGAUAACUGAUCAAAAGUAUCUAAUAUUUUCGAAUACAAAGGCUGAGCAUUGUUUCACAGUUCAGUGAAUCGUAUCAAGAUGUUCGGCAGUACUCUAAUGCACCGAUUUUUGAAUCGUAACUAAACAGUGGGGGCCUAGAACUAACGAUUUUCCAUUAAUUGUUUGUGUAAAUUAUCCAUAGUUGUACCUGCUAUAAAUUUGAAAGGUUACUGCGAAUAAUUGCGGUACUUCGCCGAAAAUCUGGGAUCUAAAGUGAAGAAUGCGGUGAUCAAAUGUAUCAAAUGAAUGACAUAAACAUAAAUCAAACGGUGUUCGAUCGAUUUUUCCAAUGAUAAACAAAACGUAAAGCUGUGCAAAGAACUCCCCUGAUUGCCUUCUUUGUGAAAAGUAUUGCCUUUCGUGUUAUCGGUGUUUACUUUAUAAUACAUUGUGAAGUGUUUCAAUGAUGAAUUGUGCGUUUCCCAAGAAGUGGAAAACUAUGUAAAUUAGACACCUUUACUGUAAAGUGCGAUGGAAACUAGCAGAUAAUAGUGCAUUCGUAUUUAGUUAGCUAAAGCAGUAGAGAAUAGGCUUAAGGAUGUCGGUGCAGAUGACCCGGUACAAGCAGGCACAGUUUGCCGACGAGGACAGCAGCAGCAUCGGUUCGAUCCAAAUCAACGAAACCAGCCGGAGUCCGACGAUGCACAUUCGUUAUCACACGGCUAGAGGGACGUCGCUGUGGUACGCCAGGAGUAAACUGGAGAAGGUGCUCAUUCUAUUGGUACUCGUUUCCGCACUGACAAUCGUAGUGCUGAUUGGCAUACUGGCAACAGAAAGCACCAGGAUUCUACACGUGCAGCCACAUGUGGAUUCCAACAUCUACAAAGACGGAUACAGACCGACCGGCGGCCCUUCGAUGCCGUGCUUAAAUAAACACUGCAUAUUUGCGGCAAGCGAAAUACUGCACUCUAUCGACAGCUCGGUCAACCCGUGCGAUGAUUUCUACGGUUUCUCGUGCAACCAGUGGAUUAAGAAUAAUCCCAUCCCGGACGGUAAGUCUAUGUGGGGUACCUUCGGCAAGUUGGAACAGCAGAAUCAACUGGUGGUGAAAAAUGCUCUGGAACGACCCGAAACCGAGCUGAAAUCGAAGGCCGAGAAGAAAGCGAAACUCUACUAUCAAUCCUGCUUGGACGAAGAUGAGACCAUGGAAAAGCUGGGAGCUGAACCGCUGUUGAAACUCCUGAAGUCCAUCGGAGGCUGGAACGUAACGGCCAAUGCCAGUGGGUUUGAUGUUAGCAAGUGGUCGCUACAAAAAUCACUUCAAACUCUACAAAUCAAGUACAACAUGGGGGGACUGUUCGGAUGGGCCGUAGGCGAAGAUGAUCGAAACUCUAGUAAACACAUCAUUCAGAUUGACCAGGGUGGUCUCACGCUACCAUCACGGGACAACUAUCUGAACAAAACGGCUAAUGCGAAGAUAUUGACCGCAUAUCUGGACUACAUGACGAAAGUCGCUGUUUUGCUGGGGGCUGAUGAAGCUGAUGCCCGCCGGCAGAUGUCGGAUAUUGUUGAGUUUGAAACUAGACUGGCCAAUAUCACCACUCCGCAGGACAUGCGUAGAGACGAAGAGGAGAUGUACCACUUGAUGUCACUAACAACCUUGCAGGAAAAAGCACCCUUUAUAAUAUGGCGUGACCACUUCGAAGAGGCAUUCCGACUGGUUAAGAGGAAAAUCACAGAAAAGGAGAAAGUCGUAGUAUAUGCUCCGGAAUACCUGCAGAAGCUGAAUACACUAAUUCAGGAGUACAAUUCAACGGACGAGAAGAAAACCAUUUUAAACAACUAUCUGGUCUGGCAAACGGUUCGAACACUAACAGCCUGCCUGUCGAAGGCGUUUCGUGAUGCAUACAAAGGUCUUAGAAAGGCUUUGAUCGGUUCUGAUGGUGGAGAGGAACCCUGGCGGUACUGUGUUAGUGACACCACGAAUGUCCUAGGUUUUGCCAUUGGUGCUAUGUUUGUUCGAGAAGUCUUCCACGGCGAGUCGAAACCUCAGGCAGAGGAAAUGAUAAAUGAAGUUCGUACCGCUUUCAAGGACAACCUCAAUAACCUUGUCUGGAUGGACAAUGAAACUAGGCAGUUGGCAAACGAGAAGGCCGAUGCCAUUUCGGAUAUGAUCGGUUUCCCGGAUUAUAUAUUAAAUGCGGAGGAGUUAGAUAAAAAAUAUCAAGAUUUAAAUAUCGAUCCGAAGAUGUAUUUUGAAAACAACAUCAACUUCAAUAUUUACAGUUUGAAGAAAAAUUUGGAGAAACUUGACCAACCGGUUAACAAAACUCGCUGGGGAAUGACACCACCGACAGUCAAUGCUUAUUAUACACCAACAAAGAACCAAAUUGUGUUCCCUGCCGGUAUACUUCAGCUUCCCUUUUUCGAUAUGAAAAAUCCAAAAAGUUUAAAUUACGGAGCAAUGGGUGUUGUGAUGGGACACGAGUUAACGCACGCCUUUGACGAUCAAGGUCGAGAGUAUGACAAACAAGGUAAUCUGCAUCAAUGGUGGAACAAUAAAACGAUUGAACGCUUCAAGAAACAAACCGAGUGUUUCAACAAGCAGUACAGUACUUACAAGGUGAAUGGAAAAAAUCUAAAUGGAAAACAAACCAUGGGCGAGAACAUUGCUGACAAUGGUGGGCUGAAGGCAGCCUUUCACGCGUAUAUCAAAGCAGAGAAAUUCAGCAGCUCCGAAACGGACACUCUGCCACUUCCAGGACUGAAUAUGACUCACAGGCAGCUGUUCUUCAUAUCGUUUGCCCAAGUUUGGUGCUCGGCCGUUACAGACGAAACGACAACUCUUCAGAUCGAGAAAGAUCCACACUCUCCACCGAUGUAUCGAGUGAUUGGAUCGUUGUCGAAUCUGAAAGAAUUUGCCGACACUUUCAAGUGUCCAGUGGGCUCGAGAAUGAAUCCGGAACGGAAGUGUGAGGUGUGGUAAAAGACUGUUAGGAUAGCAAUCUUUGCUCGAAUAGUAUAAAUUCAAAGAGGAUGGAUUCCAAGAAGUGAACUAUUUUUAUUUAUGUACCUACAAUUUAGUUUCUACUGGAUGCGUACAAAGAGAUUUUGUUUUGCUCCUUCCGUUAAGCUUUAGUAGUAUUCUUUUUAAUGUAGAAAUCUAUCUGCGAUGCCAAAAGUCCAAAGAAUAAAUGUGAAUACGUAGUGUAGAUAUCUACCUACUCUUGCUGAAAAUAAACAUAAUCCCAUUAUAUUACCGACAUAGUAAUAAGAGAGAUCUUUAGCAGUGUUGGAACUACCGGUAAGCGUAUUGACAUUUUGCACAGUUACUAUAAAUGUGAUUCAAAUCAGAUCGUAUCGUGAUGUAGCGGGAGUGCCGUAUCCGAUGCGGAACGUUUAUUUAGUAGAAAACAGAAUAGUAGAUCUAACACAAAGAUGUAAUAAUAAAAAUACAGAUAAACAGAGAAUCAAAUUUUCUACAUAACAUUCAACUACUGUACCAUGGAGUCGCGUUUUAAAGUGUAUCUGAAAGACAUUCGGUUCCUUGCAAAAAUCAGGAAACAUUUUAUUAGUGAAAUUUAUUUAGUUCUAACAAUCGACAUGAUUAUAUGUUCAAUGAUGUACUGGCAACAUGCAAGUCGGAAGCACUGUUUAAUACGAUUUGAAGAUUAAUAAAUUUAAAAAAAUCUGUA
This is a messenger RNA of Topomyia yanbarensis, 3746 nucleotides long. RefSeq names its product endothelin-converting enzyme homolog (gene Nep3). Gene Ontology annotation, molecular function: metalloendopeptidase activity; extracellular matrix structural constituent. The record is from RefSeq and is a predicted model, not a curated record. Gene Ontology annotation, biological process: protein processing. The transcript is spliced from 5 exons. NCBI's taxonomy places the organism in Eukaryota, Metazoa, Arthropoda, Insecta, Diptera, Culicidae. The coding region runs from base 650 to 3037 and encodes 795 amino acids. Gene Ontology annotation, cellular component: plasma membrane.